GCAGCACACGCUUCAUAUCAGGCUGAGCAGCGAUGAGAGGCGGGCAGAUGUGAGACAGCAGCCGCAGGAAUGAGCGACAGAUCCGAUGCGAGAGGGCCCGUGUCCCGCCGGAGGAGGACCACCAUCUCCGGGGCUGCUGCUGCUGCUGCUGCUGCUGCCGGCGGAGGAGCGGGGGCGACGGGGAGGCAAGCCGGCGGCAGCCAGGUGCACGACGCGGGGGACAAACCUCCACAGCAUCCGGCUAGAUCUGAACCAAGGGACGAGGUGCAGGGACAUGCGGGGGACAGCAGAGACGUGUCCGGGCAGCACAGUCCGAGGAAAGAGACGAGUGCAGUGGAAGACAUCAACCAGAGACUCAGCUGUCACGUCCUGCAGGAGUCUCUCUUGAGCUCGGCCAGUGGCUACAGCAACUACAGGGGAAUCCUCAACUGGUGUGUGGUCAUGCUGAUACUGAGUAAUGCACGUCUCUUCUUGGAGAACAUUAUAAAGUAUGGCAUCUUGGUCGACCCUAUCCAGGUGGUGUCUCUCUUCUUAAAGGACCCCUAUAGCUGGCCAGCAGCUUGCCUGAUCAUUGCAUCAAAUGUGUUCAUCCUAGCCACCCUGUACACAGAGAGACGUCUGGCUGUGGGCACCAUCUCCAAAACAACAGGACUGAUCUUUCACGUUAUUAACCUGAGUUCUUUGUUGAUCGUCCCUUCAGCCACAGUGCUCUCCUUGACCUCCAUCACCCCAGUGGGUGGCGUCCUGUCCCUAGGUGUUUACACAACGCUGUUACUCAAGCUGUACUCCUACCAAGACACCAACAGGUGGUGUAGAGAAAUCAGACAAGCCAAAGCCAAAAGAAUGACCCGAUCCUACUCAUGUCCGUCUGUGGCUCAGUCCAAUGGUUCAGCCGUUCACACCCAUGUCUCCUACCCAGGCAACCUCACCCACAGAGACAUGUACUACUUUGUGUUUGCCCCGACUCUCUGCUACCAGCUCAACUUCCCACGGUCACCACGAAUACGUAAGAGGUUCCUGUUGAGGAGACUUUUUGAAAUGCUUUUCUUCAUGCAGCUGUUGGUGGGAUUGAUACAGCAGUGGAUGGUUCCCACUAUACAGAACUCAAUGAAGCCAUUCCAGGAGAUGGACUUUUCUCGGAUGGUGGAGCGCCUGCUGAAAUUAGCAGUCCCUAACCAUCUGAUAUGGUUAAUAUUCUUCUACUGGUUUUUCCACUCAUCUAUGAACUUUGUGGCAGAGCUGAUGCAGUUUGGAGACAGAGAGUUCUACAGGGACUGGUGGAACUCGGAGACUGUCACAUACUUCUGGUCCAACUGGAACAUCCCAGUACACAAGUGGUGUCUCAGACACUUCUAUAAGCCAAUGUUGAGGAAGGGGGUCAACAAGUUUAUGGCUCAAGCCGCAGUCUUCCUGGUAUCAGCCUUCUUCCACGAGUACCUGAUGAGUGUUCCUCUGAAGAUGUUCAGACUCUGGGCCUUUAUGGGAAUGAUGGCUCAGGUUCCUCUGGCUUGGUUUGUGAGUCGCUUCCUAAAUGGGAUCUAUGGAAACGCGGCCGUGUGGAUCUCCCUCAUCAUUGGCCAGCCUGUCGCUGUGCUGAUGUAUGUCCAUGACUACUACGUCAUUCAUUACGGCAGCAGCACAUAGUACUGGAUCCAUGCACACAUGCUCUGCUAAGCUUUGGUGCGACAACGUGGUGGUCAGCCUCCAGUGUUAAUAAACCCACCAUCACGACAAGCUCUCAUCAGGAUGUUCAAACUUUGAACUUAAAGUGAAGAAACAUUUGUAUUUCUGUUAUUGGAAUUGAUCCCACCUAUGAUUUUUUCAAAACAGAAGCAAAUGUGUUUUUCUACGUUUUCCCCAAGUGGCAGAUAUUGGUGGUCGACGAUGCAGGUUAGUGGAAUGAACCUGUCCUGCCUUGGCUUUUAACAAUGACUACAGUCAGAGUUUUUACAUAAAAUCUGUGUAUAUAUAUGUGCAAAUAUGUAUAUAUAUACACACAUACACACACACACACACACACAAACAUCCCGCUCUUCGAUCCAAAGCAGUCGUCAAUUAUCACAGAUAUUUAUAUUGAAAAGAUUUGCAAGAAAAUGUGAAGAAAGGACCCAUCACCAAAAAAAAGGUUUAUAAAAGGUUUUUGUGUAACAUGCUACAUGUGUUAUACACCUUGGCAUGAUCGGAUUUUAUGUGCCAAAUAUUUUAUUUUAUACUUUGUAUGAUUUUAUUUGUUGAUGCGACUGCAGUUGUAUUGUGUCAUCUUCAACUUAUUAUUUGUCUUUUGUUAAAUGUGAUUUAUGCAGUUUUGAUUUUACUGUUCUGAACCAAUGGAUGCUUUUUUGCACUUAAAGAGAUGCAUGCUGUCAAAGCAAUAGAUUUCUAUACAUGUUAUUGGUUUGUCUGAGGAAAAUGUGUUGUUUUAAUAUAUUUGUACGUUCUGUACCAUCCUAGAUGAGUUUUUGUUUUUUAUUAAUUCAAUUUGUUUGAAAGUAAACGUAUAUAGUUGAUUUUCUUUCUUGAGUUAAUGUUAGAGCUGAAGAUACUAGAGCCUGACAUCGUUGCCAAUCUGAAUAUCGCCACAUAAAGGUUGAUAAAGGUGUAGUGUUAUUUUAUUUAACAUUUUAAUCUGUUAAAUACUAAGUGAGAUCUUGGUGAACAUUUUAAAAUCAGACUUUUAAUUUUCUGAAAAUGUUUCCCAGGUUUUUCCCUCGUUGAAAAAACACUUUUCACAUUCCUUGUUGAAAAUUAUAAGUGCCUGUCGCUUUAGAACCAGAUCGAAAAAAAUAUAUUGACCAACAGUUUAUUGUAGAAACAACGAAGAAGCCAAAUACUUCAAAAGGAAAGAUUUUUUUUCUCUGUAGCAGAUCACAAUGCAUUUGUAUGUAUGGAGUGUUGAAGUAUUUGGUAAACUACUUAAAGCUUCCUGUCCUUACUUCAAAUGCUGCUCCAUGUUUAUUCUAACCCUUAAGCAAUACGAGCCUUUUUAAAAUCUUGAUUUUCGACUAGAUGUUAUUCUGAUGGAGUUUGUUUUUUUAAAGAGUUGUAUAAAUCUAUAAAUGCGAUUAUUGGUAUUUCAGUGCACAAAUGGCAGCUUUAAUAUCUUCUAAGUCGGAGCAAAAUGUGAUUUUGUGUAUAUUCUGUGAGCAGCAGUAAGCACAGGAGAUUUAUUCAGUCUUUUAAAUUCUGUAUUAACAAGCUGCUGUCUGGGAGACUUUUCCACAUAAUGCAAAUCACAUGGCUCAGUGCGUUCUUGUUAAUUGGGAGGAAAGAAACAAUGAAAAGUGAAACACACGUUGGAAAAUGACUGACUUUACUAGACAUUUUCCAUCUCAGUUAAAUUGACAUUAUUUGGUAAACAGAAUCAAAUUUACAAAAGCAAUAUGGAAUACAGGAUUUGUUUUUUUUGCAUGACCCUCAUAUGGAAAAUGUAUUUCCUGAGGGUCCAUUUUCAACUCUGCCUUGCUUUUAGUUUUUCAUGAGAUUUCUUGUCAAUGGAAAUACAAAGCGACCGGAUGCUGAGCUGAGUUUAACAUAGGAAAUGUCCUUUGAGGUGCAGUUAUCAACAUUCUAGCAAGAUUGCCUUUUUGUGUUAUUUUAUUUGCCUGAAAUUAACCCAGUUCUUGUCUUGGAAUGUAUUGUUUAUUUCUUGAUACCAUUAACUGAAAUCCAAAGUGAAACAGAGAUUAUAUGUUUUGGGAAUGAAAAUAAUUUCCACGGCUGUUUAUUUUAAAUUAUUUGUGUUAUUGGAUAAAGAUCGUUUAUAUUUGAUGAA
This is a messenger RNA of Limanda limanda (common dab), 3772 nucleotides long. It is a transcript of the gene dgat1a, whose product is annotated as diacylglycerol O-acyltransferase 1a. The coding region runs from base 70 to 1644 and encodes 524 amino acids. Gene Ontology annotation, biological process: triglyceride biosynthetic process. The record is from RefSeq and is a predicted model, not a curated record. NCBI's taxonomy places the organism in Eukaryota, Metazoa, Chordata, Actinopteri, Pleuronectiformes, Pleuronectidae. Gene Ontology annotation, molecular function: diacylglycerol O-acyltransferase activity. Gene Ontology annotation, cellular component: endoplasmic reticulum membrane. The transcript is spliced from 17 exons.